AUGAGCAAAUCAUUUAUUGAUCAAUUAGUAGAACUCCCAUUGGAGAUUAUUCAUUCGAUAUUCUCAAACAUUCCCGAUCGGUAUCUUCAUACAUACAUCGAUAAUCCAUUGAUUGGAACUUAUGCACUUGAUACGCUAUUUUCAAAAGUUACAAUCGAGUCUAACGAUACUGACCAUUACUGGGGUCCCCCAGAUAUUCAUAUUCCAAUAGGAGAUGAAUUGGAUAUACUGAAUGCUUAUUUUGCACCUGGUUUGCCAGAGGUCCACGAAAUUAGAUUUGAACACGUCUACCAUUUUCUCGAUUUUCUUGACAAGUAUCCGAAUUCAAAUCCAAAGAUUAUAAGCUUCAACGAUCUAAACGAGGUCUUAGCUGCUCACAAAGCACAUCCAAACAAAUUAAAAGUUGCCGAUAUACAAGUUCGGAAUUUGUAUAGUGAUCGAUCGGAAGAAGGAAUAUUAAAUUUACCCUAUAAGUUUCUUAAGUUGGGAUACACAGAACAUCGUGAUUACGGAUUUCCAACCACUGUCAGGGAUGUAGAAUUACUGCAUACAACACUUCUUAUAUUUCCUGGUUACUAUGAUGAUCUUCAAAUGUUACGCAUACCACACUAUGGAUUGAAAGCAGAGGAGUUGCGCUACAUCCCUCCAAAGUUACAAUCUUUAAGCAUGACGUUAAUUUUGGAAGAUAGUCCCCGAGAAGUUAAAUUACCCAUCUCGUUAAGAUCAUUAGAACUAGAGUUUAUUAUUGAUGUCCGAUUCUUUCCGUUUGAUUUGUCCUAUUUGGUGAAUCUUAAAUCAUUCACUUCUUUACAAAACUCAAUCUCUUUAAGUUCGGUUUCAUUACCAAAACUGAUUACCAGCUUGAGUAUUUAUACUGAUGAUAUACAACCUGAUACGUUCACUCAGUUUUCUAAUCUCAGGAGAUUAAAAAUUCAUACUGUUUAUGGUGAGAUGGUUUAUGGGAUACCAUUUCCCGAAGGUUUGUUAUUGUUAUUUAUCGAGGGGGCGUAUUUGGAAUAUCGACUCCCACAAGACGUGGAAGUUGGAAAAGACUUCCUUCCUCCACCCAAUCUCAAAUUCCUAAAGGUUGAUGGCGAUCAGUUUGUGUUCGCACCCGAAGAUAUGGAACUCCCUCCUUCCCUAGAGUAUUUGAAACUUCGAGGAUAUGGGGAGCAACUUGAUUGGCCGUUCUUAAAGCUACCUAGUCAUAUUCUGAAAGUCAGUAUCUCACAGCAAGAUAUAGAGUCGUUAAAUCUUCCUCGAACGGUGACCACGUUGAAAUUAACUGCAUGCACCUUGUACUCCUUAGACUAUUUUAAUUUUGAAAAAUUGAUUAGCUUAGUCAAGGUGAGCAUAAGAGAUACUCGUAUUGGAUAUAUUGAUUGUCGUUUUGGUCCCAGUCUAAAUUAUUUGAGCUUUGCUGGUUCUUACAUUCUGAGAAUUCUGAUCGUGGCUCCAAAUUUGAAAAUACUCGAUUUGUCUUGUCAUAACAUAGACAGUGCUUAUCCCUUCAAGAUGCCCGAUUCUGUCAUCUACUUUAGAAUGAAUGGCUAUAUGAAAGGCGGUUCACCGUUUGACCCAAGGCAAACUGUGGAGGGAAGUAAUAUGGUUCUUAGCAAGUCCCUUAGGAAUUUAACUGCAGAAGCUGCCAAUCUUACGUCAGAAACGUUAAAAAAGUGGAAUUUACGAAGCCGUUGCAAGCACUUGGAGAUUGUGAAUUUAGGUCGGAAUCUCAUAACGAAAAUAGAUUCUCAUUUCCCUCCCAGUCUUAGGAUCCUUGAUUUAAGUUCUAAUAAGAUAAUUAUUCCUAAUCUGAGAUUCUUUAAAGGCUUCAAACAAUUAGAAGUACUUCGAAUUGGGGAUGUCGCUCUCGACAAUUACCUUACUGGACGAUAUUGCUUAGAAUUUCCCGAUUCAUUGGUUGAGUUGGACCUUCGUGGAAAUGGUCUAGAUAAUAAGUCAUUUAAGCACAUGAAGUUGUCGAACUGCAAAGGAUUAAGGUUUAUUAAUUUAACCCGGAAUCCAAACUGUGACAUUGUUACAAUUAUUACUGGCUUACAAGAAACUUGUCCUUUGCUCUCCCGCUUAAGCUACAGAGAAUAG
This is a messenger RNA of Hemisphaericaspora subhashii, 2103 nucleotides long. RefSeq lists its product as uncharacterized. The transcript has a single exon. The record is from RefSeq and is a predicted model, not a curated record. Gene Ontology annotation, molecular function: protein binding. Lineage: Eukaryota; Fungi; Ascomycota; Pichiomycetes; Serinales; Debaryomycetaceae. The coding region runs from base 1 to 2103 and encodes 700 amino acids.